GCCGUUCACAUGCGCUCAUGCCGGCGAACCACGCGCCAGUGUCGAGAGCCAGCUCAGUAGCGAGUGCCGACACCACCACCUCCUCGCAGUCACAGUCGCAAUACCACCACAACAACAACAAUGCCGCCCUCCAGGGCGCCGCGUUGGCCUUUGGGCGACAACCUCCGAAGCCACGAGCGCCGCCCACGACGACGAACAUGACUCCCGCCAGACGGGGCACUGGAAACAACCACCGAGCCCUGGCGGCAGCGACCACGCCUGGCCGCCCCGACUCCCGUGCUUCUCUCGCUCCUCCUCAAGGCGGCAGUGACGAUUCCCACCAGGCGGCAGUGCUCGCAGCAGCUCGGGCGAAGCCGAGUGUGGCCAUGGAUCCAGCACAUCGAGAGAGGCAGGGGAAGGGUACGCAAACCAUGCGUCCAUCCCAUAGACCUGCUGUUGGUCCCAAGCCCAGGCGGUAUAGCGAACAUCGAGAUCCAUCGACAGUCGAUAAGCCCACAGACACGACGUCUAUCGCGCCAACGACAUCACUAGUGGAUAUGUUUGAGCAGCGAUCCAGGACUGCUACGUCGGAUACACCUGUCAAAGGUCCCGACCAGCUGGUGUACAAGCCGAGCAAGGACUUGCCCAUGAGCAAUCCCAAGCCCGUACGCUCUGGGGGAGUAACGUCGAUGAUUCAGCUGGAGCUAGAAGCGCGGGUGAAAGGGGAAGAGGCUAUGGAUCAUGUGGACCCAGGGAAGGAGGAUAGUGGCCUGGCAGAUCGUUAUGAUGGCCAGGGUCAUUCCUCGGAGGAUUCUUUCGCUUCUGCAUCGGAGAGUCUUCACGGUGGAUCUCGCCUGCGCGCUCACGUCAGGACCAAAGUGGCAGCACGCAGUCCGUCACAUGGAGAUCUACUAAGGUCACAGAACGAUGCAAAGCGGCGACCGCAGACUUCACCAGCGCCCCAGCAUGUUGCUGGCAGUGCUCGCCCUGUUCCCAUCAAGCAGCAUCAGCAAAUGGCUCCUCCCCCUCGCCCUAUGAGUGCGCAGUCUACGGGAAGAUCAGCAUCAUCAGUACAAUCUCAUUUGUCUAUACCUGCGCAGUACAAUGCCGCACAUCCACGCAAGAUGACUCCGCUACGGAGCGGAGAUGAUCUAGCCAAUGCUAUCGUUGCAUCUAGUCUGGUUUUAUCAGGCGCUCCGAGCCCGACCCGCCUAGAACCGCCGCCUGUGCCGUCAAGGCGAAGAAAAGGCCAACACCACAAGCUAUCUUUCAGCAGAUCUUCUAGUCCAGUAAAGACUGGCAUGCUACAUACUCUUCGCAAGCAGGAUGAUGGCUCAUCAUCUGAGUCCGAGGAUCAGCACCCCUACCACAAACAUCACAAAAAGCGGCUCGUACGGAAACAUCCUAAUAAACAUCAUGAGGGCGACAGAAAACGAUGGCGUGAUGCUGUCACUGAGAGGGAACGCAAGCGUUAUGAGGGCGUCUGGGCUGCGAACAAGGGCAUACAUUGCUCUUUCACACUCGAGGAGCAGGAGUUCUUUCUCGAGCAACCAUCGCAUGAGCGGACUCUCGAGGCGAAGGCAGCCGUCAAAGACACUGUUUCGAACAUAGUUGCACGAGAAAUCUGGAGUCGGUCGCGUUUACCUGCAUUUGUGCUGGAGCUUGUCUGGGAUCUCGUCGAUACGAAGCGAAGUGGUCGACUGAGUAAAGAGGAAUUCGUCGUCGGACUGUGGCUGAUUGAUCAGCGUCUCAAGGGCAGGAAGCUCCCUACAAAAGUCUCGGAAUCGGUAUGGGCUAGCGUCAAAGGCUUCAAAUUGAGAGGCAAGAGAUGAGGUGAUGACCUACAUAUGCCAGACCGAUUUCAAUUUUUUCUCUCACCCAUGAAAAAUAAAAUAAUAAACUC
Messenger RNA from Sphaerulina musiva SO2202, 1882 nucleotides. RefSeq lists its product as uncharacterized. NCBI's taxonomy places the organism in Eukaryota, Fungi, Ascomycota, Dothideomycetes, Mycosphaerellales, Mycosphaerellaceae. Bases 18 to 1811 code for a protein of 597 amino acids. The record is from RefSeq and is a predicted model, not a curated record. The transcript has a single exon. Gene Ontology annotation, molecular function: protein binding.